CCCACUAUGCCAAGUCAUAUGGUUGUGUCGUUGUGUCUCGUCGACCCCGCAGACGCUAAACAGCAAUGUCCACUCCGCUGCGCUGUGACGUAGUGGCUGCGGUGAUCCUGGCAAGGUGGUCGUGGCCGGUUUUCCGACAAAGAGAUUGGAGCAUGGCGCGGCUAAAAUAAUUGCCCCUUCAAGCCGUCGUAUCGUUUGGAAACCUCUCAACGCCCUUGCGAGCUCCCCGCCGCAGCAUGAGCCAGUCUGCUCGUCCUCGCAUGUUGACGGAAUAAGCCGCGCACCAGCUGGGAUUGAGAUGUUCACCGCAGCUCCAGAUUUCCUAAGCCAAAGGGUAUCUUUUCUUAUUCUUUGGCGCGCCACAAUCGACCGACGUACCAGCAGGCAGAUGAACGGCUCGCGCCUCCGGAGAGCCGCGACUGAGGUGUAAAGACGUAAGUCUGAGACCCAGAAGUUGAGUGCUCGGGCGAUCUCUGCUGACAACAGUAAUGAUGGCGACCAUGAGACUCGGCAGCUUCGGGGCAGCAACAUCGAGUUGGGCAUCCAAAAGGCCUCUGGGACCGACAUCAGUCGCCCCGAAUCCUCCCGCCGUGCCAAACGAUCACUCAAAUCACAACAACCCAUGGCGUUGGGUGAGAGCAGGGCCCAUGACAAUGCAGCCGCCGAGAGACAGCAAGGAUCGACAACAGGAUCAACACUGGUCUUUUUGCUUCUGAUUCUCAAGGGGUGCAAAUAACCCCGGUCUCGAGCCUAGAUUGGAUGGAUCCUGCGUUCUCAACCCCUCAUUCCCCCCUCUCUCCAUUACCAUGCUGUGUCUGCGUCCACCUUCUC
Colletotrichum destructivum is the source of this 831-nucleotide messenger RNA. RefSeq lists its product as uncharacterized. The record is from RefSeq and is a predicted model, not a curated record. The transcript has a single exon. The coding region runs from base 489 to 716 and encodes 75 amino acids. Lineage: Eukaryota; Fungi; Ascomycota; Sordariomycetes; Glomerellales; Glomerellaceae.